AUGGGUUCGGUAAUGCUGCAGCACCUGCCCUCAGCAUGGCACGUUGACCAAGCCAUCCUCAGCGAAGAAGCCCGCAUAGUCUGCCUCCGUUUCGGCGCCGACUACACACCCGAAUGCAUGGAGAUGGACGAGAUGCUGUACAAGAUCGUAGACGCAGUCAAAGACUGGGUCGUCAUCUAUGUAGUCGACAAUAAGCAAGUCCCCGACUUCAACGCCAUGUACGAAAUCUACGAUCCCUGCACCGUCAUGUUCUUCUGGCGAAACAAGCAUAUGCAGGUUGACUUUGGCACGGGCAAUAACAACAAGAUCAACUUUCCGAUUGGGACGAAGCAGGAGUUGAUUGAUAUAUUGGAAGCCGUGUAUAGGGGAGCGAGUAAGGGGAAGGGGCUUGUUGUUAGUCCGAGGGAUUACUCGACUAAGUGGGCGUACUAG
This is a messenger RNA of Alternaria ethzedia, 432 nucleotides long. Its product is annotated as Thioredoxin-like 4A. Gene Ontology annotation, cellular component: U5 snRNP; U4/U6 x U5 tri-snRNP complex; spliceosomal complex. The coding region runs from base 1 to 432 and encodes 143 amino acids. Lineage: Eukaryota; Fungi; Ascomycota; Dothideomycetes; Pleosporales; Pleosporaceae. Gene Ontology annotation, biological process: mRNA splicing, via spliceosome. The transcript has 3 exons. The record is from RefSeq and is a predicted model, not a curated record.